AUUCAUCUGAGCUGAGAAAGAUCCGACUGGCAGCAGUCAUGGCUCAAUGUGACGUUCUGUGCUUGUUCGAUGUGGAUGGCACCCUGACAGCAGCCAGGCAGAAAGUCACAAAAGACAUGGCAGAAUUUCUAGAAGAGCUGAGAAAAAGGGUAAAAGUUGGGGUUGUUGGAGGUUCAGAUUUUGAAAAAAUCAAGGAACAGCUUGGAGAUGAUGUUGUUGAAAAAUUUGACUAUGUAUUUGCUGAAAACGGGCUUGUAGCAUAUAAAGAUGGGAAAUUCUUGUGCAAACAGAGCAUUCAUGCCCACUUGGGAGAGGAUCUGCUGCAAGAUAUCAUCAACUACUGUCUAAGUUACAUUGCAAAGCUCAAACUACCAAAGAAAAGAGGCACGUUUGUGGAAUUCCGAAAUGGAAUGCUUAAUGUUUCCCCUAUAGGAAGAAACUGCACUCAAGAGGAACGCAUAGAAUUCUAUGAACUGGAUAAAAAAGAACAGUUCCGAGACAAAUUUGUGGCAGAAUUACAAAGAGAAUUUUCAGGAAGAGGCCUUACAUUUUCAAUAGGAGGUCAGAUAAGUUUUGACGUGUUUCCCACUGGUUGGGACAAGACAUUCUGCUUAGGAAUCCUUGAGAAUGAGGGCUUUUCAAAGAUCUAUUUCUUUGGUGACAAAACAAUGCCAGGUGGAAAUGACUAUGAAAUUUACACAGACUCCAGGACGAUCGGCCAUUCCGUGACAUCUCCAGGAGAAACAAGGACAAUCUGCACAGAGCUAUUCUUUCAAUGACCCAUUAUAUGAAAUGAAUGGCACUAAUUAGAUUCAACAGCGUAAUCAAACAUUCUUGACUGAUAAUCUCUUCAAAUAGCAUUGAACCAAUUACAAUCUUGCCUUUCCCUGUAGUCCAUUAAUCAGUAAUUGCUGCUCAGAGCUCAUCGUGAGAGAGAGACUGGAUCACCCAGAUGUUGCUGGUACCAUGUACACUGGAGAUGUGCAGUACAUUCAUCAGGCACAAUUUAGCAGCGGUGGCCCCAAUUUCAGCCCCUGUAUAUGUUUUGCAUUGCCAACUAAAAAUAGCAGAAACCUGUAAUAUAUUUAAUGUCAGUGAUUGUGUAAUGCAUCUGCCUGCUGUUAUUUAAUUUCAUUUACCUUUAGGGAUGUCCCAGAGCUGUUCAAUCAUGCUGGGAGGUUUAAGGCAGCAGCAGUUACAAGGUCAUUAGUAUUUGUUUUGUAUGUAUGCAAGGCUAUAGGCUUCUCUGUAUUUCCUACAAUCCAGUUUCCAUUUUAUACUGGGAUCUAUGGUCAUUAUAGGCUCAUGCUAUAUUUGGUCAGAACUAUCAUUAUAAACAAAAAUAUCCUACCCUGUGCUGAUACAGGUUGCAAUAAGCCAGCAACGGCAUUUAGGGAACAUAAUCAGUCUAUUAGUAGAGAUUGCUUUCAUUUAGCUUUCCCCAUUAAACUUCAACAGAACUUGAUCGGAUGAUGAUGCUGUAUAAGCAAUGCAGGCAGGCAGGGCAAGGGGGCUGGUGGUUACAUGGAAUGUAAUCUUCCUGCUCCAGAAAAGCAUCUCCAAACAACUUUUCUGCAUUAAGGUUUUACAUUCAUUCCCACUAUGGGACAGGAGAAAUCAGCAGUACUGUAUUUUUGUUUUUUAAUGACAAGUUCAAUUGGUAUUUCAACUUAAUGUGACCAUAAAUGUGACUUUAGACAGCAAGGGAUGUGGCAAGUUUUGGAGGUGCCAAUAAGAGCUAUAAUUGGCUAAUAGCCCCAUAUGGACUGGCAGCCUACAGGAGGCUCUGUUUGGCAUUAUACUUGGUUUUCAUGCAACCAAAGCUUGCCUCCUCUAACCAGAAACUCAAAAAUAAGCACCUGCUUUGAGGCCACUGGGAGCAACAAUCAAGGGGUUGGUGAGCGACAUGUUGCUCACAAGCCACUGACUGGGGAUCACUGCCAUUACAUUUGUAAGGGAAAUAAAAUAAACAUCAAUUGUUUUGCAUGUAGGUGCAAUUUCUUAUUUUUCCUAAUGAAAUAGGUCAAAACCCUUUGUGUCACGUUUACAUUCUAUUCAAUUUGAUACUGGGAUGUCCUGGUAUAUGAUCUGUGUCUUACUUAAUGCCUCAAUUUUAAUUCUUUUUAUGGUAAUAGAUUAUUUUCUCUGUGGCUGAAAAAGGUCAAGUUAGUUUGAGGGAACCGAUUCCCGCACAGGUCAUAAACUGAGGUGUAAAUCCAGUUUUUAUACAGUAUAGUACAUAUCCCUGUAGUGCUAAUUAGAAUCUAUGUUCUGGUCUCUUUCUUAUCUAUGUAUCUAAAUAACUGAUACACAAUAUCCUUCUGCCAGGGAAAGCUAAAGUGUAGGCACUUUAUAUCACGUAGGUGAAAAGAAGUGUAAAAUAAAUCUUGGCAGUAACUGGCAGCAAAAGUAGGUUCUUGGCAGCUGUGUGUUAUUCACCGCCAGGCAGCACAUAACCAUGGCAGCCUUACUAAUGUACUCAAGGUCCCCUGAAAUGCAGUGCACGGUCUUGUGUGCAGUCACCUAACUGCCUGCAGCACUCUGCAAAGUUACUUUUUAGGAUUAAAUUAGUUUGAACGAUCGCUCUCAAUCCAUUAACUUUUUUUUUUUUUGUCAUGUCUUGUAUUUCUCUGUAUAAUCGAUUAGUUCCACUAGGUACAAAUGCCAGACCACUUACUGACUGACAUACAGCUGCUGCAGACUACAAUUCAAGAGGCAGUGCGGGAAUGAUUUCUAAGGUGUCGCUGUACAAUAUUACAGGAAGCAGAAACCUUUUACCACAGCUGGACUAGAGGGGCAGCCAAUGACUUCAGUUUUCUUACCUACUGUAUUCUAUGUACUUCUGGCUAAAAUUUAUUGUGGGAAUAAUAUGAAGGUUUGCUUGUAAUUUUAUGAAUGAUAUUGCACAGGUGUUCAGGAAUACUAAGUUACUUAUGUUUUCUUACAGACUAUGAAAGUAAAUGAUUAUUAAUGAAUCUGAGACGCUGGUCAUUAUUUUAUUUUGCAAUGAUACAGAGCAGUAAUAUUCAGUUAUCUGAUAUAAAACAUAUUGAUGCACCAGAUUAAUGGACGCCACCCACAUAAGGCUAGGUGCUACACUGGGCUGUUCCUUGGCCUGUCUAAGUACAGUCCAAAAAACUGCCUCUCCAUUUGCAUCCACUCGUGUGUGUCCCUAGGCACUGUGUUGGCAAGGCUGCAUACUCACGGAGAGGAUAUCUGCAGGAAAAUGCAUUCUUACAUGCUCGGAAUAGCUGAAUAUCAGUAGCUGAUGCUAUAGUGCAGGUGAUGCUCUGCUGAAUCUUGGUGUUUCAAAUGGUUUUAUUAAACUAGAGUUAGACAUACAGCUCAUGAUGCAGAAUAUCCACAAGAUACAAUGGUGUCUCCAUACUACCAUCCAGGGCUGAAUUGUAACUGUAAAAGAAAAGCAAUGUACACGGUAUAUUUAACCUAACACCCCAUAAAACAAAAAUAAAGAUUCUGCAACAAA
Xenopus tropicalis (tropical clawed frog) is the source of this 3487-nucleotide messenger RNA. RefSeq names its product phosphomannomutase 2 (gene pmm2). Gene Ontology annotation, cellular component: cytoplasm. NCBI's taxonomy places the organism in Eukaryota, Metazoa, Chordata, Amphibia, Anura, Pipidae. Gene Ontology annotation, biological process: GDP-mannose biosynthetic process. The record is from RefSeq and is marked validated. Gene Ontology annotation, molecular function: phosphomannomutase activity.